Messenger RNA from Orcinus orca (killer whale), 4855 nucleotides. It is a transcript of the gene NDEL1, whose product is annotated as nudE neurodevelopment protein 1 like 1. Gene Ontology annotation, cellular component: centrosome; kinetochore; kinesin complex. Bases 174 to 1382 code for a protein of 402 amino acids. Gene Ontology annotation, biological process: regulation of neuron projection development; establishment of mitotic spindle orientation; microtubule nucleation. The transcript has 10 exons. The record is from RefSeq and is a predicted model, not a curated record. NCBI's taxonomy places the organism in Eukaryota, Metazoa, Chordata, Mammalia, Artiodactyla, Delphinidae. Gene Ontology annotation, molecular function: microtubule binding.
GCCUCUGACGUGUCGGGGAGGAGGCGGGCGCGGAGGUGCGCGGAGUGGAGCUCAAGGCUGCGGAGGGGAGAGGAGCUGAGCGGCUGGGCGGGCCUGGCCAGGCCAGCGGAGAGGAGACUGCGGUCGAGCGGUGGCGAAUAUGCUCUUUUGACAUAUUGGAGGCUUUCUUGAUCAUGGAUGGUGAAGAUAUACCAGAUUUUUCAAGUUUAAAGGAGGAAACUGCUUAUUGGAAGGAACUUUCCUUGAAGUAUAAACAAAGCUUCCAGGAAGCUCGGGAUGAGCUAGUUGAAUUCCAGGAAGGAAGCAGAGAAUUAGAAGCAGAGUUGGAGGCACAGUUAGUACAGGCUGAACAAAGAAAUAGAGACUUGCAAGCUGAUAACCAAAGACUGAAGUAUGAAGUGGAAGCAUUAAAGGAGAAACUGGAGCAUCAGUAUGCACAGAGCUACAAGCAGGUCUCAGUAUUAGAAGAUGAUCUAAGUCAGACCCGGGCCAUUAAGGAGCAGCUACAUAAGUACGUGAGGGAGCUGGAGCAGGCCAACGACGACCUGGAGCGGGCAAAGCGGGCAACAAUAGUUUCGCUGGAAGACUUUGAACAAAGGCUAAAUCAAGCCAUUGAACGAAAUGCAUUUUUAGAAAGUGAACUUGAUGAAAAGGAAUCUUUGUUGGUCUCUGUACAGAGGUUAAAGGAUGAAGCAAGAGAUUUAAGACAAGAACUAGCUGUUCGGGAGAGACAGCAGGAAGUAACGAGAAAGUCGGCUCCCAGUUCUCCAACUCUAGACUGUGAAAAGAUGGAUUCUGCUGUCCAAGCAUCACUUUCUUUGCCAGCUACUCCUGUUGGCAAAGGAACAGAGAACAGCUUUCCUUCACCAAAAGCUAUACCAAACGGCUUUGGUACCAGUCCACUGACUCCUUCAGCUAGGAUAUCAGCACUAAACAUCGUGGGGGACCUCUUACGGAAAGUAGGGGCUUUAGAAUCCAAAUUAGCAGCUUGCAGGAAUUUUGCAAAGGACCAAGCAUCACGAAAAUCCUAUAUUUCAGGGAAUGUUAACUGUGGGGUGAUGAAUAGCAACGGCACGAAGUUCUCUCGAUCAGGGCACACGUCUUUCUUCGACAAAGGGCAAGAAAAAGUUAUAUUUCCCACGUUGUUCAUGGUCCUGUGUUGUCCACUGGGACAUUGCCCUUCGGCUCUUUUGCUGCUCUCUAAAACCAAAUGUGGUGAGUAUGGAGAUGUUUCUUUUCUUGGAAACCUUUCCUCAUUGCACAGCUUUGCGGUUCCCUCAAGGGACCUCCCCAGACUGAUAAUUCUGCCUCUAGGUUCAGCUUUCUCCUUCCUCCUGGUCUUUUACUUACUGAUUCUUGACUCCAAGAGGGGAGCGAGGUAAGACCCUGGGGGAUUGUUAUUCUCUCUCUCUCUCCCAUAGAACUUUCAGAUCCAGAAUUCCCAUUUCUGUCCACACAGAGAAGCUACGUUAUCUAGUUUCUUGUUUUCCCUUUAUAUUUUGGAUCACACUGCUUAGUUUUCCCAUUAGAGCAACCUGCAGUGGGAGCACCAACGUGCUUGUUCACUGGAGCCUGUCAGGUGUCCCUGGGCCAGGAGGAAACUGAGAAAGGAUAAUGGCCUGGGCAUCUGGAGGCAGGUUGUGGGCCCAGCUCCCCAUUGACAAGCUCACAGGGUGCACUCAGGUGAAUGGCUGGACCUUCUCCUGCUUUUGUUUCCUUGGCAGUAUAACAAUGGGGAUGAACUUAACAUUCCUUAAAGGUCCAUUCCUGAAGAUGCAGGAAUCUCAGUCCUAAGCCUGCACGUGGAGCCAUCCUCACAUUUGCUGCUUUUGCACGCCUGUGGGACAGGCGCCAGGUUCUUCUUGGCACCCAGCAGUGCUCCCUUUCUGCCGAGUUUUGGGGACUGUCUGUAGCCCUGCCUUCUGCCAUGCUCUGUGCAGCUCGGAAUCUGAUGUCCACACGUGUAAAGCUGCAGCUGUUUGUGAGGCCUGCCUAGUUAGUUCUCCCUGAGGUUCUAGGAGAGGCAGGCAUCAGGGCUCUGGGACCAGGCAGACAAAUGACAGACAAAUGGCUUAUUAUGUGAGGGCUACAAUGGCAUGUGGAUGUGGGCUCUGUCCCCAGAAGAGGUAAAGGCAUACAGCCUUGGAGGAUGGGGAGGGAUGAGUUAAAGUUUUCAGAUGUGAUGAAGCUCAAAUAUCAGACCUCCCCAGCCCAAAGAGAAAAGAGAAAAUCUUGAGUGUGCAUCACUGAGGUGGAAAAUGGACAACAGGGAGAGAUUGCACUGGUCAGAGCCCCUUCUGUUGCUCUUGGCCUGUGCGGGUAGCAUGAUUUCCAACUCAAAAUCUAUACGCAGGUUAGUUUCUUCAGAUGUUAACUGUUCUUCAAAGUAGUCAAGGGUCAUUAGUCAAGUCUCUUUGCAUGCCUGUUUCUCCAGGAGGUUGCCCUCACCUCUUCAGUGUAUGAAACUGUCAUCUUGAUCUUGGUGGGGAAUGUGUCUGUGUUUUGCUUUUUUAAGAGAACCUCUGUCCAUGAGUCUGUAUUCAACUCCCUGGGCCCCUCUGAUGAGUAGGCCGGUGGGGACAGUGGUGGGUACGUGUGGGGCAGUCUGGCCCCUUGCACUUGGUGGCAUCUCCCAAGUUGUGAGUGCGACACAUUUUCCUAGGAAGUUUGUCAGUGUGGAAGGGCUGCAGUGGUGUCCUGAGAGGGGCUGCAGGCCUUGCACUCAUUCCCUCAUUGCUUCCUGAGGCUGUGCUGCUGGGCGCUGGGGCUGGGGCGGGGCUGGGUCCUGGCUGCAGGUGCUUGCGCUGGGUGGGGCUGGUGUCUCACAAGGUGGCAGAGAAGCCUACCCAUCUGUCUUUGCUUGCUGAACAAUUUAAAAAAGUUAUUUUUCUCCCCCUUAUUUAAGAUGUUCCUGUACAUUGUAGGAGAUUUGGAAAACAACAGAAAAGUAUAAAGUAGUAAAUAAAAUUUACCCACAACUCAGAGGGAAGAAGAGUAACUAUUGUUCCAUUUUCCUUCUGUAGUAUAUGUGGGGGUGCGUGUGUGUGUCCACACGUUCUAGAUUUAGCUCUGGGUGGUAAUGUCUAGCUGUGUAAGGGGCUGUAGUCCAGAAUAUAUACUACUCACUGUUUUGCCUUCAUAUUAUGGAGCAUAUCCAGUUUGGUAACCUGAUGCUUUUUCCACCUAGCGUUAAUUACAUUCGGAAUAUUUUUCCGUGCUGUUAAGAACCCUGGAAUGUGUUUUUAAUGGCUGUAUGAUAUUUCAUUGUUGGUUUGUACCCUUAUUUAUUUAGGUAGUUCCCUACUGGUAGACGUUUAACCUGCUCUGUUGGGAAAUCAAUCAGGGCUGUGGCUGCCACGGCCAGUGUGAUGAAGUUGCCGAGAAGGGAGCAGUAGUGUCAUCACCCCCAGGACCACAGGCUUCUCAAGUCUCUCACCAGCUCAUGCUCUCUAGGCAGCUCUCUCCCCUGGGCCAUCAGGAUUCUGCUCUAGGCCGGGAAGAGGAAUAGUUGUAGAGAGCAAAUGAAUUUCGCUGUGUGUCGAGUGAUUUUAAAUGACAGUCUCUCUUUCUCUUCCCUUCCUUCUCUGCUCUGGCCACCCCCACAGGGCAGUAAACGGCUUUGACCCGGCUUCUCCUCCUCCCGGUCUGGGCUCCUCGCGCCCGUCGUCGGCACCGGGUAUGCUGCCUCUCAGCGUGUGAGUGCCUGGCCUCCAGGUCGGGGCUCCCGCCCUCCUGCAACAACCCAGGACACCCACGCCUCACCCCUCGGUGCCCGGGCCCAGCUCGUGCCCCUCCGUCUGCCUCCCCACGGCUGGCAGAGGGCAGGCUGCAUGCAGUGGCGGCUGCUGGGCCCUGCCCAGCCCCAGGACUCUGCGCGACAUCAAUACUGGCUAUUUUCUCUUCUCGCCGUAGUGCCGUUGGUUUCACAUGAUUGCACUUUUGUGGGUCACAAGGUGAUACAUACACGUAUUACUUGGUCACUGGAUGCAGAAGUACCCAUUCAUCACACCUGCCUCAUAGCCCCCUCCCUGCUGUACUGAUAGGAUUUAGUUAUGUUUAGGACAUUGCAGAUCUUCUAGAGGUUCUCCCCCAAAUCAGGUCGACGUGUGCUCUCCUCCUGAGCUCCCACCCAAGCAUCUCCAGUGCUCAUGGAUCAUGUGUCCCCCACCUCCACCCCCCAGGUUUGGGCCUGUUGCUGGCAAAGAGUCAGGAAGGUCACUGAAUUAGGGAACAUUUUCUGCACCUUCUGGUUUUACUUUAGCAGUUAUCAUUCCAUAGACUAGCCUCCCAGAGCAGCAAAAUGCCUGUCUGAGCCCAGGUGGCAGGAGCUUCUGGGACCUGGGCACGUGCAGGGCUGUGCCCCUGCCGUCUCCUCCUCCUCCAUGUGCCUGAGACUCGGGGCAGGGGGUGGUGGCAACCUCCUCGCCAGCUCUCUGGUCCUUUAGUUAAAUGACACCUUCAGAGUGUUUUUGUUUUGUUUUCAGAGGGCCUGUCCGGUUGUGUUAGGAAGGGUUGAGUGGCCUGAUUCCAGGGGCUGGCUGGUGCCAGCUCCUGGGGGCAGACUGACCAUAAGUGGUUGUCCCUGUGCAUCCUUUGAUUACUCUCAUGCUGCAUUUACUGUUUACAUUUGUUUUAUUGUACAUAGGUUUGUAAACAUUAUUGCCUAAGAUAUUUGUAUAUAACUUGGGCUUUGUAGCUUUUAUUUAUUCAGAACUCAUAUGGCAUGUUAAAGACUUAUGAUGGUGUCCUACUCUGGGCAGCUGUGUAGGAUCAUCACGUGGUUAAAAAAAAAUACUCCCCCUCAAAAAAAUCUUUUAAUGUGGAAACAAUAAAUUUCACAGAAAAAAAAGAAAAA